Molecule: messenger RNA, 2232 nt
Organism: Spea bombifrons (plains spadefoot toad)
Lineage: Eukaryota; Metazoa; Chordata; Amphibia; Anura; Pelobatidae
Gene: CFI
Product: complement factor I
Exons: 14
Coding region: 201-1964 (587 amino acids)
Biological process (GO): proteolysis
Cellular component (GO): membrane
Molecular function (GO): serine-type endopeptidase activity; protein binding
Source: RefSeq, a predicted model, not a curated record
CUAAAUCAGCAUCGUUUGUGAUCUAGCUCUGUGGGGUUCAGAUUCCAGUGCGCUCUGAGUACAUUCCUCUCAGAUUUACAAACAAGACCGAUUCCCACGUAUUUUAACAGUGGUUAAAAAUUAAACUUCCGUGAUUCCCGUGUAACAAAAAAAACUUUCAAAUAGAUUCUGUUGAGUGAAAACAAGACAGAUUGGACACCAUGAAGACCCUGGUGUGUGGAUGCAUCCUAUUCUGCUUGUUCCUGUUACCCACAGCAGAGAGAGAUGAUGCAACAAAAGCAUGUUUGGAGCAAAAGUACAACUCAAAUUCUUGCCACAAGGUGUUCUGUGCCCCAUGGCAGAGGUGCGUGGAUGGGAGGUGCAUCUGUAAACUUCCUUAUCAGUGUCCCCGAAACAGUACCUUACGUGUAUGCACUGAAGGAAAACGGACAUUUCAGAACUACUGCCAACUAAAGAGCGCCGAGUGCUCCAACCCAAUUUACAGGUUUUCUUCAGAGCCUCCAUGCACUGAGACAUUUGAAAUGUCUUUAGUAGCAAGUAAAAAAGACUCAGCUGGAAUUUUGAAAGUAAAAGUACCCACGCUUCAGAAGUCAUUAUUCCUGUGCAGCAAAGGAUGGAGUUUACGGGAAGCAAAUGUGGCCUGUAGACAGCUUGCAUUUACUAAAGGUGCUGAUGCAUCUGCAGAGCAGACCUUCAGCCUACCUGCAGCGGAACAGCAAUCAUCAGACUGCCUGUCUGUGACAUGCAGGGGUCUGGAGACCACACUCGCAGAGUGCCAUCUACAGGAAAGCACAGAGAGUGGAGACCAGCGAGCUGGAGUAGUGUGUUACACCGCGUCUCGACAAUGUAAUAAAGAUGAGUUUAGCUGUGUGAAUGGAAAAUGUAUCCCUUCCUUCAGAUCCUGUGAUGGAGAAAAUGACUGCGGGGAUCUCAGCGAUGAGCUGUGCUGUACAAGUUGCAAUAACAGCUUUCACUGCAAGUCAGAUACGUGCAUUCCAUUAAAAUAUAAGUGCAACAAGGAAGUGGACUGCAUCAGCGUAGAUGAUGAGGCAAAUUGUAAUGACACCAAAACAGAAAUUGAACCAAAGACUAGAUCAGAAAACGAAAAUUCUGAAGAACAAUAUAAUGCACGAAGCAAAGACAUGGAUGAAGAGAGGAAGCUGCUAAGGCAUCUGAUUCCAACACUGAACUGCGGCAUUGCACCUCAAAAGCAUGCUCGUCAAAAGAGAAUCAUCGGAGGAGAAAAGGCAUAUAAGAACCAGUUCCCAUGGCAGGUGGCAAUAAAAGAUGGGUCUAGUUUAAACUGUGGUGGAAUUUAUAUUGGAGGCUGCUGGGUACUGACAGCUGCUCACUGCGUCAGGCCAAAUAAACCAGAAAGAUACCGAAUUAUCAUCGAGCUUCUUGAUCGGCUGUCUUAUGACAACGACAUCGACUCAUUCCCUGUAAAAACUGUGAAGGUUCACGAACUUUACAACCCUAACACAUAUGAAAAUGACAUUGCCUUGCUAGAGGUAAUCAACAUAUACAAGAAACCAGAAUGCAUGCAGGUGGAUAAUAACCUGGUAGCCGCCUGUGUGCCGUGGUCCCCGUUUCAGUUCACAACAGGGGACACCUGUACCGUUUCUGGAUGGGGAAGACAAGAAGGUUUUGCUAAAGUAUUUCACCUAAAGUAUGGUCACGUUAACUUGAUGAAUAACUGUUCUGAAGUUUACAAAGAUCGGUUCCUUGACAAAAUGGAGUGUGCAGGCACGUAUGAUGGUUCCAUUGAUGCCUGCAAAGGGGACUCUGGAGGUCCGUUGGUUUGUGUCGAUGUUAACAAUGUUGCCUAUGCGUGGGGCAUUGUGAGCUGGGGCGAGAACUGUGGAGUUGCCGGUUUCCCUGGUGUGUACACAAAGGUUGCCCAUUACUAUGAAUGGAUAAGCAGACAGGUCGGAAGAACACUCAUUGCCAAACAUAACAUCUGAGCUAUUCUAGCUUCACAGAUUACGUUCAGAGAUAUGUUUGUUCUGUUCUCACAGUGAACACACACACACUAUCCCAAAAAUGUUUUUUUGUGCCAGAUUAGAACUUAAUAAACAUCAGGCAUCACUCAUUUUGUUAGCAUCUAGUUUUGUUGUGCGGUUGUUGUUUUUUUAAUGAAGUUGUGUAUUUGUUCUUCUUUGCAUUUGCCAAAUAUCGGCACGUAAUAUAUAUGACAGCAGACAGGGGCAAAUAAACAUUUACUAACAGCUA